Messenger RNA from Anthonomus grandis grandis, 1317 nucleotides. RefSeq lists its product as uncharacterized. The transcript has 5 exons. The record is from RefSeq and is a predicted model, not a curated record. Lineage: Eukaryota; Metazoa; Arthropoda; Insecta; Coleoptera; Curculionidae. The annotation marks the transcript as partial.
UCGCCAAAACUACUAAGAGCACACCAAUUAUUAACCACCAUUAUUAUUCUUAUUUUUUGGAAACAUACAUUUAUUUAUUUUCUUUUAGAACCUCAGAUAUUAAGGAUAGAAACCACUACUGCCCCUAAACCGAGCCAACCUGAGGUCGUUUUAAGUGAUGUUGACUCCCCCGUAGAUCAGUUCCUAAGAAACGAAAGAGCUUCGGAAAACAGUUACAAAAGAGAGAACACCGUAAACGGGGAUCAAUCAGACGCUCAUAUGAGCACUUUGUCGCAAAGUAGUAAAGAGGACCGUUCGAUUUCCGAGGGUUCUCCCAAAAAGGACAAGAAGAAGAAGAAGGGCUUGAGGACCCCCUCGUUCCUUAAGAAGAAAAAGGAGAAGAAAUCACGUGAAGCAUAAGGUACUGCCAGGACGCCAUAACAUAAUUCUAAAAAACUUUAAUUAAACAAAAACCGCCUCCUCCUCCUCCUCCUCCAUCGAGACUGCCAGCGACAUAAUAUUUCGUUUUAAUUUUCACUAGUAAGUAGUACUAGGCAGCAGCUAGCAUUCUAUGCACUGCUAUGGUCUAAUAAUUUCGAUUAAAAAAAAUAAACUUUAUUAUUAUUAUUAUUAUUGUAUGUGUAGCUUUAAUUGUACAGGAUUCCAGAGUUAUUGAUUUUUAAAGUCGGAUGUUAUGGAUUUUUAGCAAAAUAAACAAUUUGAAUUCGGUUAUAUUGUACUCAGCCUAAUGGGUAAAGUUAAUAUUAAAGGUGAUGUAAUUAUGUAUCACUGCGGUCCAAUGCCUUGGUAAGUAAUCAUUCCAAAUUUAUUAGUUUUAAAUGCAAUCAGUAAUUUGAGUACAUACGUUUACAUCACUGACAAAUUUGAGUUGUUUAUUCUGUGCAAUAUAUUUAUUAUUAAGUAAAUCGGUCUCUAUUUUUGGAUGAUUUCCGUAUAAGUAAACCUACUCAGCCUUUUAUUUUCGAUAUUAUUCCUAUAAUGCUUUCACCAAAAAUAGAAACAAAUUAAUUAUUAUUAUUAUUAUUGUAAUAAAAGUUUUUAUGCUUGAUUAUAUUGUAUGAGUAUAAGUAACGCUUUGGAACAAACCGUAUUGUUUUUUUUUAAUAUAAAAAAUUAAAAUAUUGCCAUAUUUUUUUAAAAAUAAUGUCAUCAUAUACGACUGUCAUGCGCAUUGGUGAGGGAUUUAACACUUUAUCGUUUGUUUCUUUUUUCUAUUGUAUUUAAUGUUUUUUGCACAAAAAUUACUCGUUUUAUAUGUAUACAUAAAUAUUUUUGUUUUCUUAGUAAUUAAGAAUAAAAACAGCUUUUUCUUGAUCA